AUGAGCGACGAAGAAGAUGGAUUUUGUGUCGUACAAGAUCGACCUUAUGAUGAAUCCUUGGAUGUUGUGGAUGAUGAAGAUGUAGCUAGUAUAUAUACACCCGUACCAUCUACUAAAAAGCCUCCAGUUAUUAAUAUUGCAACUGUACACCGUGGAAAUCAUUUAAAUUUUACAGCACCAGAUUCCAAUAUGAAUGCAGGCAUGGGACAAAUUUUUCGAGAACGACCUAUACCUAUCCCGCAACGAUCACCUGUUAGUCCUACAGGUGAUCAUCACGAUGAUGAUGAUAAUGAUAAUGAUGAAACACAAGAAGAAUCUGAGUCCGAUGGUGCAUCAUCACAAAUGUCAAAUGGUGCAACUAGACAACGAGAAUAUAAACAACCAGAUACGGAUGCUUACGAUCCUAAAAUGUAUCAAGAUUUACCUGUACCAUUAGAAGUGAAAGAUUUAUUUAAAUAUAUUGAUAAAUAUCAACCACGAGAUAUUGUACUUGAAACAAAAUUAAAACCAUUUAUUCCUGAAUAUGUACCAGCUAUUGGUGAUAUUGAUGCUUUUCUUAAAGUACCGAGACCUGAUGGUAAAGUAGAUAAUCUUGGUCUUAUUGUUCUUGAUGAACCAUCAUCAAAACAAAGUGAUCCACAUGUACUUAGUCUUAAAAUGAGAUAUACAUCAAAACAAUCUAUUUCAUCUACUUUACCAACUAAUAUAAGAACUGUAGCAAAUGCCGAUAAAAAUCCUAAAGCUAUCGACGAAUGGAUUACUAAUAUAAGUAAAUUACAAAAAGCUAAAACCACCGAUACUGUUCAAUAUCGAAAACCUAUGCCAAAUAUUGAUGAUUUAAUGCAAGAAUGGCCAACGCAAUUUGAAGAUCUUCUUAAAGAGACGUCUGUACCAUCUGCUGAUAUUGAUACAGAUUUAACAACAUAUACAGAUAUUGCAUGUGCACUUCUUGAUAUUCCAGUAUAUGAAUCUCGUAUUCAAUCAUUACAUGCUCUAUUCUCACUUUAUCUUGGAUUUAAAAACUCCGAACAUUUCAAAGCAAUGAUGGAUGUCUCAGCACCAUCUUUUCGUCGUGGCGGAAAUAAUACUGAAGCUGAUCAUAUGAUUAUUGAUUAA
Molecule: messenger RNA, 1116 nt
Organism: Adineta steineri
Lineage: Eukaryota; Metazoa; Rotifera; Eurotatoria; Adinetida; Adinetidae
Source: the annotation of a GenBank genome assembly